Molecule: messenger RNA, 1675 nt
Organism: Cryphonectria parasitica EP155
Lineage: Eukaryota; Fungi; Ascomycota; Sordariomycetes; Diaporthales; Cryphonectriaceae
Exons: 3
Coding region: 1-1437 (478 amino acids)
Biological process (GO): polyketide metabolic process
Source: RefSeq, a predicted model, not a curated record
AUGGAGGUCAACGUACCAGGGUUUAACGUGAACGCAGUAUUGCCAGAGCGAACAAAGGGCAAGAAUGUCGCGGUUGUCUCGCAGCACACGACCAACCACAACGACCCAGGCUUCCUCUCGGACGACUUCCCACGGAACCCACCGAAGCUGUAUGUGACGGCCGAGAGCGAUGACUUUGACAAUCUCACCCUUGCAGAGUGGCGAGAUGAAGGGUUUCAGGUCGAGUAUGUGCCGAUGGGCGACGGCGGGGAUGACUACGUGAGGAAGCUGGAGAGGCUGGCCAAGAAGAACCUCGGACCCUGCGAGACAUUUGGAAUUGUUGCGUAUGGCGAUGCGGCCUCGUUCUGCCUCGAGCACUAUCACAUCCUGGACAACAACGAGGGCAUGAAGCUUGGACUCCUGAUAGCAUAUUAUCCAACCAGGAUCCCAGAGCCUCAAGGCAAAUUUCCAUCCAGCAUCCAGGUUCUCGUCCACCUCGUUGGCAACGAGGUCGGCGUGGUCAAGCACAGCCAGAUGGUCGGCAUCCAGGGCAAGAGGCGCGUGGUCAAGCGGAACGUCGAUCCGGGCAUCGGUGCGGGCAGAAUCAACAAGCUGGCUUAUCCGAGCUAUACCUACUCCGCAGAGGCUGGGUUUGCGGAGCAUGAUCUCGACGAGUACGAGAGGAUCAGCGCAGAGCUGGCCUGGAGCAGAAGCCUUACGGCGGCGAGGAAGGCUUUCCAUCGGUAUAUCAACAUGGAGUUGACACUCGAUGAGAACAUCCAAAGCAAGUUCUUCACCCGCAACACACAGAACGUCAUGUCUAGCUACACCACGCACAAGACACCCCACGUCACCUACCUGCCCACCCUCACAGGCGGCGUCGGCGCGGCCGAGCUCGAGCGCUUCUACAGCGACUACUUUCUCAGCGCCAACCCGCCCUCCACGAGGCUUCGCCUGAUCUCGCGGACCAUCGGCGCCGACCGCCUGGUGGACGAGGUCCACAUGAGCUUCAAGCACACGCAGGAGAUGCCGUGGAUCCUGCCGGGCGUGCCCCCGACGGGAAAGCGCGUCGAGGUUCUCGUCGUCAGCAUCGUGACCGUGCGCGGCGGGAAGCUCUACAGCGAGCACGUGUACUGGGACCAGGCGAGCGUGCUGGUCCAGACGGGGCUGCUCGACCCGAAGCUGGUGCCGGACAAGGCGAAGACCAAGUGGGGGGUGGAGGAACUGCCUGUGGUGGGAAGGGACGCGGCGCGGAGGGUGCUGCGGGGGAUGGAAGAUGUGGAAGAUGGGGAGGCGGAUAAUGAGCUGAUACCUGGGUGGUAUGAGGACGAAGAUGAAGAGUCGGGUGAUGAUAAUGAUGAUGAUGAUGACCAACCUGUCGCUGAGAAGAAAUCACAGAGCUCAGAGGUUGAGAAGCCUGCGCCUGACAAGAAAGAAACUGAAGGGGAACAAGCUUGAAGCACAUAAGUCCAAUGUGGUCAUUUACCGCUGUCUGGUGCAGAACAAAUGAGCUCCAGUCUCGAGAUUGUACAGAAAUGCGGUGAAGAAGGCGAGAAAAUUGAAAAAUCAAUCAGCUUGCGCACUUCGGUACUUCCACGCGAUCCAAAAUUAGUGACAAUUAUGGAUGCAGCAGUGAACUUCACAGUCACGAGAUGACAGCCAAGUGACCAGCAGACCACAGAAAAAUACAAGGGAG